Messenger RNA from Physella acuta, 4501 nucleotides. Its product is annotated as sulfate transporter. Gene Ontology annotation, biological process: transmembrane transport. The record is from RefSeq and is a predicted model, not a curated record. Lineage: Eukaryota; Metazoa; Mollusca; Gastropoda; Physidae. Gene Ontology annotation, cellular component: membrane.
CAUGGUUUCAGUUGCUUGGAUUAGAUCUACAAUCUACAGUCUGAUGUGAACCUACUGUACUCAUUGUUCUUAAAAGCUGGAGCAGUUGUGGAAACUGCAAAUACCGGUAGCUGAAUAAAUUAUCUAAGAACAAUGGCAGCAAGUGAUAGUCAGCUGGUGAAGUACCCAAAGCUUGUUGACUUUGAGAACAGCUACCAUAACCCUGAAGAGAAAGCGCCAGUGGUGACCAGACUAAAAGGUGCCGUCAGGAAACGGAUAUCCAGGUUUAAUGUCAAGCAUUGCGUGUUCAGUUACCUCCCAAUUCUUGAGACCAUUAGAAAAUACAAAGUGAAAGAAUACCUGCCCAAUGACAUCAUCGCAGGCACGACAGCUGGUGUCAUGAUGAUCCCGCAGGGGAUGGCCUUUGCUGCGCUGUCCACCUUGCCUACGAUAGUUGGCCUGUAUAUUUCCUUCUUUGCUUCAAUCACUUACGUCAUCUUUGGUACCGGCAGGCAGUUGUCGUGGGGAUGUAUCGCAAUUCUGAGUCUUAUGGUAGCCAAUAUACUGGACAAGUAUGAGAAAAGUGUCAACGGAGACCAGGUGACCUGCAGCAAUGGAACUGGGAUGCCCUUAGUUUACAAUGAUACUGACCCUGUUGCUACCAAUGGCUCUGCUCCAGGUGAAGAACAAGACACAUUGACAGAAGCAAAAAUUGUAGUAGCAAGCAGUGUGUCUGUUAUUGUGGGCUUUCUGCUGAUUGUCACAUCCCAGCUGGGCUUGAGCCGCAUCACAAACCUCAUGUCCAACUCUCUCAUCACCGGCUUCACUGUGGGGAUAUCUUUCCACGUCGCUACUAGCCAGCUUCAAACUAUGCUGGGGGUGUCAGUGCCAAGGUCAACUGGUUUAGCUUCUAUAGUUCAAACCUGGGUCAAAGUCUUGAUUAAAAUACCACACACCAAUGUGGCAACAUUGAUCACAUCAGUUAUAUGUAUAGUUUUGCUGUAUCUAAUAAAGACUUGUAUCAAUGAUAGGUUUAAAAAACAAAUGAGGGUGCCUUUUCCAGGGGAGCUGUUUGUUGUUAUAGUAGCAACUCUCAUCUCUAAGUAUGCCUUUCUGCAUGACGAGUUUAAGGUUUCUGUUGUUGGAAGAGUUCCAGUUGGGCUCCCUGGUAUCAAGUUUCCAGAAUUUGUCCUAGUCAAAGACUACAUCGCAGAUGGUAUUGUUAUCAUAGUCAUAGCUUAUGCUCAGACGUUAGCCAUGGCCAAGACAAUGGGGUUAAAGCAUAACUAUGUUGUAGACUCCAACCAGGAAAUGUUGGCCUGUGGUAUAUGUUCUGUUGUAUGUGGACUGUUUUCUGGUUACGUCAGUGCUGCCUCGGUUUCCCGCUCAGUUGUACAAGAUGGCGCUGGGGGUCGUACACAAAUCGCUUCAUUGUUUGCUGCUGGGAUUGUGUUGCUGGUCAUCAUGCUGAUUGGCCCUUACUUCUAUUUCCUGCCUAAGUGUGUUCUGGCAGCUAUUAUUGUCGUCAAUCUCAGAUCCAUGUUUCUAAAAUUACUGGAUAUACCGAAAGAGUGGCGCAAGUCAAAAUAUGAUUGCGCAGUAUGGGUGUUUGCUUGUGUCGCCACUAUUAUAUUCAAUGCAGAUUAUGGUUUACUUGCUGGAGUGACCUUUUCCUUACUUCUUAUAGUGCUGAGAACUAUGCUAACCCCAGUGGUGGAAGCAGGACAGAUCCAGACAAGCCCCCUCACUGUUGAACUUAGAUCUCUUGACAAUUACUCUUCAGUGAAGAAGAUUAAAAAUGUUGUAAUAAUAAAAAUAAAAACCCCUUUAUACUUUGUAAAUGCAGAUAUCUUUACUAGCAAAGUAUUUAGCAAGAGUGGUAUCAACCCAGCUGAGGUCAAGAAACAGUUGAAAGAGAAGUUAAAAAAUGGUGUUGUGGCUUCAGAACAGGGGGAGAGCAAGUCUUUAGAAGUAGCCAAUGGGAAGCUGCUGACUGAGGACAGCCUUACACCAGAGGUCAAGGUUGUGUUGUUAGAUGCAGCUGAGGUGGCCUUCAUAGAUUUGAUGGGGGUCCAAGCUCUGGAGUUUGUCAUCAAUGAACUGACAACUGUUGGCGUGGAAGUGCUUAUUUCCUCCGUGCCUGAGAAUAUUUUACCUAUGUUGAAGUCUACGGGAUUCUGGGAGAAACACGGAGAGCGCCUUUUCUUGUCUGUGGAGUCAGCUCUGGCAUCUGUUGUCCUGGCAGUCUCAAGUGUAGAAGAGAUGAAAGUAGAGGAGAACUUUGACUGCUGAUACAAGUUGUUAGACAGCAGUGCUCCAUACUUUGGCCCACUUUGACUCAAACUUUGAGACAAGAUAUCUGAUUACGACCAAAUCCAGACACUAUAAAAACUUAAGUGUGAAUGUACUUUUUAUUUCCUAAGUAUUUAUAAGCACACCAUGCACAUAAAUAGGUUAUCAUUGGAAUAACCUUUCACCUUAUAGUGUGACGAGAUGCAUGAUGUUAAACCUGUUGACACCACAGGGUCUAGGGGUUACAAUAUUAUGUUUUCAGGUUAUUUGAACUUAAGACAGUAUACAUUAUCAGUUUAUACGAGUUGUAUAGUUAAAUGAAUCAGCAUUUUUAGUUUGUAAAUUAUGUUGUUUUUAUUGCAUUCAGUGAUAAUUUGCAAUUUAGCUGGGAUUAAAUUGUGAAAGAUUAAUUUUGAAAUUUAAAUUAAUCUAUCUCGUAAAAUGUAAUGAAUGAUUAUACUCUUGCGGAUAGUAACUUUUUAGAUUUAGUGACUGCUAACUUAUUUUCUUUUAGUAUUUAAUGAUAAUGUCAUGUUUGCACAGAGAUAAUGCGUCGUUUAAAUUGUUUCUUGGUAGAUGAUACCCUCAGCAAAGAUAGAAACAUUUAUAUACAAACCUGUCAUGUUUGUUUCCUAUGUAAAAUAUCAUAUACAUGACAUACUUUACAGUAUAAAGUUACAUACAGGAUACGGGUCUUAUGAGAAAUUUUACAGUUUUACAGUUCUGUUUGGUGUUUAUAGAUUAAUUGGGAGUAUUUAUUAAGUUUUAAUUAUACUUGUCAAGGGCACUAAUAUUGUAAAUUUUUUGAAUAAUACACUUACCCUUUAGGUCUCAACAUUUAAAAAAAUAUUUCCCAUUCUUUUUGGAUUGAAUGCAGUUAUGACUUGUAUAUCAUAUACAACACUGAGACAAUAUUUAAUUUGAUUAGUGAUGAUUAUAUUUUUUAAAAAGAUUCUGUUAAUGUAGUAAUGGUUGUUUAAUUAUUGUUAAUUGUAUUCUGUAAUAAUAAUAAUUUGAUUUUUGUAGUGAUUAUUUUAUAUUUUAUUGACAAUAAUCUACAUACAACAUUUUCCCAUUUUAUUUUCUGUUUAUUAAUUGAAAAUGGUGAACAGUUUGUUUACAUUGAACAUUGGUGCUGAAAUUUGUUUACUUUGUCCAAUGUUGCCUGAAGUUGGUUUAUAUUGUUUAAUGGUGCAAGAGUUUGUUAAGACUGUACAUAUGACAACAUAUCCCAUCCAAAAUUGUAUACAUGUAUCUGUUUAGCUUUAUGUCUAUAUCAAAAAAGGUAUACAAUGGCAUCUGUUUAGUUUUAUAUGUCUAUAACAGGGGUCUCCAAACUUUUCAGUCCGAGGGCCGCAUUGACUAUCAAAUUUCAGUUCGGGGGCCAGUUUCUUCCGGGCAUGUCUUUGAUUUUUCUGGGCAAAGUUCCUCAGCCAUCACCUACAAACGUUUUUUCCGUGGACAAAAAGAUCUCCGCGGGCCGUAGUUUGGAGACCCCUGGUCUAUAACAUGAGAUUAUUAGGUGACAUACAAUGUUGUCAAUUGUGGUCAUUCCUAGAAACUGCUAAAAAUGUUGGUCUUAAAAUUUACAAAAACUGUGCUCAUAAAAUUCUAACUUAAAUUUUACUUAAGUUAGUCUAAGCCAAAAUGAUUGAUUAUCACAUUAUAUGUGGUGACUGUACCACAUUGAUUAUUACAUAAUUUGUGCUGACUGUGUAGUACUGUGUACCACAUACAUAAUCAGCCUACAUCUGUUAUCUAUGUUAGGUUGCUGUGACAUUAUCUUAAGCCUUAUAUAUUUUAACAGAUUUAAUACAAUAACACUUUUUAAAAAAAACUUUUAUUCAUGGUAAUGAGUGCAAGAAGUUAAUUAACAUAAUUACUGUGUUGUUUUAUCAUGCAAUAAUCAGUGCCAAUUUGUUUUAUCAAUGAAUGUCCAGACUUAUCACAUGACAAAAACAUCUUUCAUCAUUUGAAGGUACUGGACAAUAUAUUUGAAUGCUGCUUUAAUGUCUCAAGUAUAUGAUUAUUUAUUUGCUUGAAUGAGAUUCAUUUCAUGUAGCACUUGUGUAAGUCAUGUAAUAAAAAACAUUUUUGUUAUGUAUAUGUUAUCCUAAAGGCAUUGUUAUAUUACAGAAUUUGGCCGUUUAUGUUUUAUUAUUUAUAAGAAUCGAGAUUAAACUUAGUUUAUAAAAUGUACAAUAGUUUUGAAUGGAUAAGCAUUCAGACA